This is a messenger RNA of Chara braunii, 3342 nucleotides long. The record is from the annotation of a GenBank genome assembly. Lineage: Eukaryota; Viridiplantae; Streptophyta; Charophyceae; Charales; Characeae.
UGUCAGCAACAGUGCCAUGUCAGCAACGCCAGCAAAAGUGCCACGUUAGCAGUGCCCCGCCACCAUGACGGUCUCAGUUCUGGGCAUGCCAGGCCAACUGGCCAAUGAGUCCAUUGCCGAGUACCGACAGCGGUUCAAAGCUCAUCUUGCACUGAUCGAGGCUGAGGAACAGCGUCAGGCCGCAGCCGAGGCUGCCCACCUACAAGCUGAAGCGGCGGCAGCAGCUGAAAAGCAGCGGCUUCAGGCCGAAGCAGACGCAGAUACCCAGGCACGCCGCAAGGAGGCCCAGGAUCUGCUACAACGGCACGAAGCCGCCAGCAUCGAAAAGCUCAAGUUCUGGCAUUUUGAACCAUCCGAGCACCACGAAGACGCAACACCGGAAGAGCAGCACAAGGAGUUUCUUGCCAAACUCGUGACCCGGUUGGUUUACACUUGUAACCACCUGCAGUCCGAGCUGGCGAAUCUCCGACGGGCGGUGCAGAACCACAAGGAUCUGCACGAGGAUGCUACACGGGCACUCGAUUCCCGUGUACAGGACUUGGAGCAAGUUGCACCGAGACCAGAUGCUGGCGAGUCCAGCAGUGCACCCUCUACCCGCCAAUUGGAGGAACAAGUUGACCACGUAAUCACAAUGCUCGGCGACAUCAGCACCUUUGCUGCACCAGUCACCAUCAGCAAGCAGCUGGACACCUUGAAGACCGAGGUUCAGCAACUGCACCAGCUGCCCAACAAGGAUGGCAACACCAGUGCGCAACACUACAAGAUGCCGACAUUCCGCAUCGAGAAGUUCGAUGAUUAUACGCAUGAAGACCCGGUCCCCUGGUGGGAGGGCUUUACGACGCAACUUCGGAUUCUUUUCAUCCCCGAGCACUCGUACAUCGGCGCGCUGUUCCUCAACUCAAAGGGCGGAUGCCAGAUCUGGCUCAGCCACCUGGCAAACAUUCACGGCGUCCAGGUCGCCUAUCUACAAGAGAAGAUCUCUUGGGAAGAGUUGACAAGGCUAUGUAGGAAGCGGUUCAUCGUGGACGACGCCCCGGCGCUCGCCAUCAACCGCCUCUUCGCCAUGACCCAAGGCAACACAUCGACACGCGACUGGCCCACAGAAUCUCAAAAGAUCGCUGCAACGCCCGAUCUAGAGUUGCCAUUUUCGCAUCUGCGCCGGGAGUUCUACAACCGCUCGUGUGCCGCCUUGAGCCUCGCACUUGGUGACCGCGAGCAAUACACGACCUUCGCCGUAAUCGUCGACAAGGCAAGGGACAUCAUCAAGACCAACAGGGCGGCUGCACACGAAAACCAAGCACAAGACCUCCCAAUGCCCAGAUCAAGGCAAGGAGGAUGUUCGGCCUCGCAUCAACUCGGGAAACUGAGUUGCGCGGGAGGUGAGGCGACUCCAUCUCUCACUCCGCCAGAUUCGGACGCCUUGCUAGCGGCCUCCUACACAUCUAGGGAGGAUGCGAAUGUCGCAAGUCCUCGGUUCACUGGCGAGGAUUAUGGUGUCCACUUGGUCCCACCGUUGGACCAACCACUCCACGUACAACAAUCUACCGCAUACACGGUUUCACCACCAUCCGCAACCGAUUCGGCAGCUUCGCCACCAUCUAUCGUCGAGGAUUCGACGUCAUGGUCAAGACUUGAAGAGAUCGACCAGUUGCCGUUCGCGGACUUCCAAUGGAUGCCCCUUCCCCCGUCCGGUCGAUUGCCGAAAUCGCAUCGCAACAUGCUCAUGGCACAAUUGCGGGAUAACUUACAUACUGCAAUACCAGCUCCGUUGAUGGACGCCAAAGUAGAGGUUGUCGACCUUCACGACUACGUUGCGAAGAUCGACCAAGAGUUCAAGACACAAUGGUACGACGACACUGACGCGCCAUUGUUAUACAUACGCAUUCAGAUCGGAGAGGCGACCUGCAGCGCUUUCAUCGAUUGUGGAGCUACUCGCAACUACAUGAGACAAGACUUUAUGGUACGCGCCGGCCUGGGACCACACGUUCGGAGGAAGUCGCAGCCCACGCAAGUAACGUUGGCCGAUGGUCACACGCACAAGUCAAUCGACCGGUGCAUUGAUGCCGUCCCUAUGUACUUCGCCCCGCAUGCAAGCGCGGCCGUGUCCUUCGACAUUUCGGACACCAAGUUCGACAUGAUUUUGAGCAUGUCAUGGCUGCGAAGCGAGGAUCAUCCGGUGAACUUCUACCACCACACAGCUCACGUUCGUGAUCGGAACGGAGUACAAGUCCCAUGCAUGGUGCCUCCUCCUCACCCUUCGAUCAGCUGCCACGUGGUGUCCGCCGCAAGCAUUCGAGCUUCCAUCACCAGGGAUGACAUCGAGGAGAUGGGGGGGUGUUUUGUCCACGCCCUCCCGCCCCAAGACAUUCCAUCGACGGACUCAUCAUCGGACCUACGCAUCACCGAGCUUCUCGACGCCUACGGCGACAUGUUCGAAGCCUCCCACGGAGUAGUACCAGAUCGGCCAAUUUGCCACGUGAUCAUCCUCGAGGUCGGGGCCGUACCUCCGCGUGGUUGCAUCUACCGCAUGAGCGAGGAAGAGUUAAGUGUGCUACGGGCACAACUCGACGACCUUCUCGAGAAAGGCUGGAUUCGGUCUAGCUCUUCGCCAUACGGUGCUCCCGUUCUCUUCGUCCGGAAGAAGAACAAGGAUUUGCGGUUGUGCAUCGAUUAUUAUAAGCUCAAUGCGCAAACCGUCAAGAACGUGGGCCUUCUUCUGCGCAUCGACCACCUCCUCGGACGGCUGGGCGGUGCCAAGUUCUUAUCCAAGCUUGAUCUCAAAUCGAGAUAUCACCAACUCGAGAUCCGGCAGGAGGACCGCUACAAGACCGCGUUUAAGACGCGAUAUGGGCAUUUCGAAUGGCUGGUUAUGCCUUUUGGCCUUACGAAUGCCCCAGCCACAUUCCAAGCGGCUAUGACAACGGAGUUCCGACACAUGCUGGAUAGAUUCGUACUCAUCUACCUCAACGACAUCUUGGUGUACAGCCAGAGUUUGGACGAGCAUGUGGAGCACCUGUGCACCGUUUUGGAGCGGCUACAACAAGCCAAGUACAAAGCCAACCUCGACAAAUGUGAAUUCGCGCGGCAAAAGUUGGAGUGCUUGGGACAUUAUGUGACGCCGCAAGGCAUUCGUCCACUUGCGAACAAGAUCGAGGCCAUCCGCAUAUGGCCCGAGCCCACCAACACCACGAACGUUUGCUCAUUCAUGGGGUUGGCGGGCUACUAUCAACGCUUCAUCAUCGGGUACUUAAGGAUUGCCGCACCUAUGACGAGAUUACAAUCGCCAAAGGUGCCAUUCGUAUUUGAUCACGAUGCACGCUAGUCAUUCCAAGCACUCAAGAC